Molecule: messenger RNA, 2048 nt
Organism: Carcharodon carcharias (great white shark)
Lineage: Eukaryota; Metazoa; Chordata; Chondrichthyes; Lamniformes; Lamnidae
Product: disintegrin and metalloproteinase domain-containing protein 12-like
Exons: 14
Coding region: 89-1441 (450 amino acids)
Biological process (GO): proteolysis; positive regulation of cellular extravasation; inflammatory response
Molecular function (GO): metalloendopeptidase activity; cell adhesion molecule binding
Source: RefSeq, a predicted model, not a curated record
AAGUAUAAGCAGUGCAGCAGAUAUUAAAAGACCAAACUCUCAACACAAAUACUCAGAGAGUGAGAGGCCAUCUGAAGUUGGAGCUGCAAUGGAACCCCUACAGCUGCUCAUCCUCACCUUAUUGCUUUGUCUGGCUCCCAGAGGGAGGUGCUGCUCGCAGAGUCAGAAGAAACGUUCCAUAUAUUCCCACACGUAUGAAAUAGCCAAAGCAAGAAAACUGACUGAACCCCUGAGUUUAUUAUCAAAGAAUAUCACAAAGUGGGAAUUGCAGAGUGAUCAGGAGGACCAAGUACGGUACUUGCUGCAGUUCAGAGGUCAGGACCAUGUCUUGCACCUGGUGAAGGCACGGGACCUGUUGACCAAGACCUACAGCGAAUCACAUUACUUAGCAGAUGGAUCCAUGGCAACAGAGGGACGGCACCAUCUGAAUCACUGCUGCUACAUGGGUUUCAUUGAGGGAGAAGAAGAUUCUUCAGUGUCUCUUUGCACCUGCCAAGGCCUCAGUGGUUACAUAUUGAUCGGAGCCCAGGGAUAUGCCAUCGAUCCUGUGGAAGGCAGCAGCCACAAACACAAAGUGAGCCGAUUGGAGCACAUCCACACAAAGAGGCACGUUUCCCUGUCCCCCGAGAACCUCAUGAGUCGCAACACCAAUCUCAGCAUCGAGCUCUUCCUGGUGGCUGACAGAGAGGAGUUCCUCCGAAACGAAGGAGACCUCAGAAAGACCCAGGAGCGGCUAAUCACUCUCGCACAUCAUGUUAAUCAGAUCUAUCACAAGGAGUUAAAUAUCCAGAUUUUUCUCGUUGGCAUAGAAAUCUGGACAACCGAAAACAAGAUUAGCUCCAGCCAGGAUACCUCAAAGGCUCUGCUGAACUUCAUGAAAUGGCGAAGCAAAGAGCUUGUUCCAAGGAAGCACCACGAUAACGCCCAGCUUAUCAGCGGUGUAUCUUUCCAAAAGUCGAUAGGGCAAGCCUACAUGAAUGCUAUGUGCUCGGAGGAGAGAAGUGGAGGUGUUGUCAUGGAUACAUGGGCUAGUACCAGAGAGGUGGCUAAAUACAUCGCUCAUGAGAUCGGUCACAACCUGGGGAUGUAUCAUGACGCACCCACUUGUCACUGCCCUGUUGCCUCUGGGAAGUGCUUGCUGGCAACAUCAGCUGUGUGGAUGAUGAACCCAGUAUUCAGCAGCUGCAGUAAAGCAUACCUCGAGCAGUUCUUGAAGCAUCAUAACAUCAGCUGUUUAAUGAAUCAACCAAAUUGCUCCAUGAAUAUCACUGCCGCAUUAGUACAUGACGAUAUCUCAAUGCACUAUAAAAUUGGUGCUGCUGCCUCUGUAUCGUUGCUCUUCAUCAUUAUUGCCGGACUUGUGAUGGUAGCUUUCCAGAAGAAAGGUGAUCCAAGCACCUAUCACUCUUUCAAAGGUCUCUCUCAGCAAAGCCCUGUCUAAUUAAAGGGUUGCUUGCGAGAUACAGAGAACUCCUUCAUAUCUCUUUUUCAAGGAGCUAUCUAAUGGUGCCCCCCACACCCGCCCGUCUCCAGAAAGACAUGUUCUCAGGACCAGCCCUUCCUUCAUUCUUGCCUGAUUUGGCUCAGGGAAUGGAAAGAAGAUAGGCAUCAUUCACAAGUGGCACAAAGAUAAGCUUGCUGCAAUCACCUUCUGUACAUUUAUUCCCCUGUGGAUAGGAAUAUCAAACGGUGUAUGAUGGGCUCCUGAUCUGCUACCACCGACCUUCAAAACCAACCCUGCCGGUGUCUAAAGUUUUGUCAAAGACAUUUUUCCAUGAAGAUGUUGCAGCUUUAAAGCCUCCCAACAAACAGAAGACAGGCAAUCUUAAAACCCAGAGUGACUACACUUAAAACUCACACUGACCUUUUUGGCUAAUAUUAAUUAAGAUGUUCAAAUAGAAACCCAGGAUGUGUUUCAAUCUAAAAAUAAAAACACCUGGAAAAACUCAGCAGGUCUGGCAGCAUCUGCAGAGAGGAACACAGUUAACGUUUCGAGUCCGUAUGACUCUUCAACAGAACUAAGUAAAAAUAGAAAAGAGGUGAAAUAU